AUGUUCAAGGGAUACAACCAUCAUUGUUCGUCCUUUAGUGACCUUCAGACUGCGAUUAGGGAAAGAAGCGAGGCUCGUGAUGGAAAAGACUACUUCAAAGUAUCAUAUUUGCACCAUCUUCCUCCCCUGAUCAUGGUUUUCUCUGCUGAAGCAUUGGACAAGCUUGCCAAGGCCAACAACUCGACACGCUUGGAACCCACGUACAAACAGCUAUACAAAACCAUUCUGAACCAAGUCGAGUCAUUUGUCUGCGUCGGUAAACACCGUUACAGUUUCAUACUCGAAAUCGGCCACAGCGGAUUAGGCUUAGGCUAUGAUAGCCAAACGGGCCGGGCAAAGAACCCAUUGGAUGGGGACCCCAUACGUGACAAACGCGUCAUUUACGAGAGCCUCCUUGGUCGGGCUUUGGUUGAUGUUAGCUUGUAUCUAAGAGGGUUAUAUCCAGAGCUACUCUUCGCUUCGUGUACGAGGUUGCCCGACACAAUCUUGCCGGAAGAUAAGAAGUACAAAGUUAGAUAUGCAACCGCUAAUUUGGAGGAGUGGAAGACCGGAGAGCAUGCUAUCUCAUCUAAGCUGAGAGCGAUCCAUGGAGGGCUCUAUCCACAGUCCCACAUAGCUAUUGCUGAUGACCCAGUGGCAGAGAUUGCGGCAGACACGUGGAUUGACCAGACGGCGAAACUGACACGGAAGGAAUUGUUGAAGACUUCCUACGACACAUGGCUUAAGAAAGGUGGGAACGACCUUGUUGAAGCCAUGAAGCACAUCAACGGUGACUUGCUAAAUCGCGUGGACGAUCUGCCGGACCAAAGCGAUAUGGCGAAACCACGUGGCACGACCAUCGUUCCUGCCCGGAACAAUCAAUUCUGGCCGUUGAGUAUCGCAGCUCCUGAUGCUUCGGUGGACUGGUCAACUGCGCUCGCAGAUAACCCAACUCUUGAGGACGAAGAAGAUGUCUCUGAUAAAAUUGCAGUCAGUGGAAGACAUCGUGGUGACGAGUUCAAUCCACAUGUAGGUAUGUUCGAUCCAUCGGGUUAUUUGACCAUUCUUCCACAUGGACCCAAUGAUGGGGAGAGCAUACUGUCUACAGAGGAUGGAGAUUACACCUUCUACGGUAUUCAAACCGCACUCGGUAAUUCCAACAGCAUGUGUAUAUACGACAGAGUGAACGAAAUCGGGCUCAAUGAGCUCAGAAACCUCAUCAAAUACGGCGCCAAUAUCAAUGCUUGGUCCGGGCCGGACGGCACACCACUAGCAGCAGCAUGCGGGUCGGCCCGACCGUCCGCUGCAAAACUCGUGAUUCUUCUUGAACAUGGAGCUUCAGUAGAUAUAGAGGGUCAAUUCGGCUAUCCUUUGUAG
Messenger RNA from Alternaria alternata, 1356 nucleotides. RefSeq lists its product as hypothetical. The record is from RefSeq and is a predicted model, not a curated record. NCBI's taxonomy places the organism in Eukaryota, Fungi, Ascomycota, Dothideomycetes, Pleosporales, Pleosporaceae. The transcript has a single exon. The coding region runs from base 1 to 1356 and encodes 451 amino acids.